CUGUCUUUCUCCUCCUGCACUCUCCUCUCUGAGCUGGAGCGCAUGGCGUCUGAACUCAGCUGCUGAACGCUCUUUGCACUUCUUCUUUGUGGCUUUAUUCAGUUGCACUUCACUGGAGUGUUUCUGUCAGGACUGUUUACCACACAGAGAAAUUAUUCAGAGAGAUGCAAGGUAAGCAGAGCCGGCUGAGUGACUGUGAGCGGUGCACAUUGCGGAUCUGGGAAGAGUGAAGUUGGAGGGUGAGCUGCUGAGAGGAACAGGUGGAGCACUGGCAUCAGCAACUUUAACAGUUCAACAUAAGUACUUCCAGAAGUGCCCAGACGCUCGAAUGCAUUUAUCACUGGAUACCAUGAGCAUGGUGGACGACAGCUGCUUCUCGCCCAGCAACUUCCAUGAAUUGGGGAAAGGUGGGGGCGUCGCUGUGGGGGGCCGCGUCCACAGCAUUGAUGUCAUCCUGGGCUUCAGUAAAGACCAGGACCCCCUGCUCAGCCCUGCUGGGGCCCCACGACCCCAUAAAGUGGACAUAGAUGGCCUGGCAGAGCCUGGGAGGCAGCAGGAGCCCUCAUCACACCCGACCUACAGCGGGCACCUUUCCUCUCUGAGGAACAGCAGCACAGAGCAGCAGCAGCAGCAGUACCACGAUACCAGCUUGUUCACAAACAAGUGUGACGAGGAGCUGAAUGAACUGAGGAAGAGCAUAGACAGUGAUGAAGGCAAGUCUCCAGAGCCUGGUAAGGACGAUCAGCCCAAGAAGAAGCACAGACGCAACCGCACCACCUUCACCACCUAUCAGCUGCAUGAGCUGGAGCGUGCCUUUGAGAAGUCCCACUACCCGGACGUGUACAGCCGUGAGGAGCUCGCCAUGAAGGUCAACCUCCCAGAAGUCCGAGUUCAGGUCUGGUUCCAGAACCGCAGAGCUAAAUGGCGUCGGCAGGAAAAAAUGGAUGCCAGCACCAUGAAGCUCCACGACUCGCCCAUGCUGUCCUUCAACCGCCCAGCACCAGUUCACACCAGUAUGGGUCCGAUGACAAACUCCCUCCCCUUGGACCCCUGGCUGUCCUCUCCUCUGUCCAGUGCCACACCGGUCCACAGCAUCCCGGGCUUCAUGGGUCCAGCUCAGGGCCUCCAGCCCAGCUACCCCAGCCACAGCUUCCUCAACUCCACUCCUCAUCCUCCUCAUCCUCACUCUCACCCUCAUCCAUCCAUGGGCCAGGGGAUGCAGAGUAUGGCACCUCCUCCUUACCAGUGCACGGCGCCGUACCCUGAUAAAUACCCCCUGGAGGACGUGGACCAGCGCAGUUCGAGUAUUGCUGCUCUGAGAAUGAAAGCCAAGGAACACAUCCAGUCUAUGGACAAGACCUGGCAACCCAUGUGACUAACAAACCUGGCAGUCCAUGUGGACGACACUGGGAAAGGGAGAUAUUGAAGCUGAUUCUUGGGGCUCAGGCAUUGAGUAAAAUGUUGGAAAAUAUGGCAGUGAGUUGUCUGAUACUCACAGAGGAAAGGAAAUGGAUUUUUGAAUUGUAAAAACUGAGGAUUUUAGGACUUUCUUUGGACCUUCUUUUUUAUUUUUCCUCAUCUCAAGGACAUGAAGCAGACAAGUGAACUCUACAGUCUUGUUAUAAUGUUCAUUUUGAACCACCAAUUACCAGAUGUCCGUUCUCCCUCCAGUCUAAAAGUGUUUAGCAUUGCUUUGGGUGGCGUUAAAGUAAAUGUCUUCGGGGUGACAACUGCAUGCUGGAAACAAGGAAAUUUCUUUGCUUGACAACUACUUUUUUCUAACAAACCAUAGCAUCUUUACAGGCACACUUCCCUUUGGAUAAAUGCAUAGUUCCAUCUAUAUUAAUGAACAGCUUGUCCAGUGAUACAGGUUGGUUUUUGGUCAUCACAAACCAGAGUUCCUACACAUUUUCCAUUUCAAAAUUCCACACUUUUCCAGACUCUUAUUUCCAGACGGUGGAUUUAUCAAACUAUAUUUGACAUCUGAACACAAAUAGCUAUAUUUUUAUUGUGUAACUAAAGGUCCAGUGUGUAAGUUUAAGGAUGAUUUAGUGGCAUCUAGCAGUGAGGAUUGCAGAUUGCAACCAGCUGAAACUUCUCCUGGUUAGAAUGUUCAUUGUUCAGAAGGUUUUUACAGGGAGCUGAACUAUCUGCAGAGGUCUCUUCUUCUUCAAAACAAAUUAAAAUUUGUAAAAUCGCUGAAUUAAGCAGUUUCACACAACAAAUCAAUGUUUCUCCUGUGCUGUUUGGCUCUGAAAACUAAAGAUCUAGACAUUAAGGAGGUUUUUACCAGGAGCCAAAUUAUCCACGGAGGUCUCUUUCUCUCCAAAACAAAUGGACCUGGUAAUUUAACCGGGAAAAUCACUGACUAAAACAUUUUCACGUUAAAAAAAAUAUAUCAAUGUUUUUCCAAUGCCCUUUUUGCGAGUGGGCUGUUAAAUAGAGUGGCCAAAACAAAAAUGUGAAUGGCCCUAACAAGAGCCAGUGUUUGGUUUGUCACUUUUGGGCUACUGUAGAAAUAGGGUGAUGCAAAUGAUCCCACUCCCUAUUUAGAUAUAAACGGCUCAUUUCAAGGAAAUAAAAACACGACAAUUCCUAUUCUCAGGUAAUUUUGUACUUAAGAAAACAUACUUAUUACACUAUAUUUCUUUUCUUUAAAUAUAUAUGCCCUUAAAUCUUACACACUGGACCUUUGCUCGGGGCAGAGCUGUUUCUAACCUUCUAACCUUGCUUUGGACAACAUCAAGCUCAUUCUGGCCUGCACUCUGUCACAACUUUUGGCUGUGCUGGCUACCUGCUCCCAACACCAUGAAAAACACAAUUUCAAUUUAUUUAUUUUUUUAAUUCUGACUUUUAUAUUUUAGGGGCAAUAGUCUGGAAAAGCAAAUACUUUCUUACACCCCCUUUUCUUUUUCCAUACUUAUUAGGCCUGCACAAUUUACCAGUUUCAUCAAAAUUUAAUUUGCAAUUUAAGGUCAAGUGUGACAGAACACACUAUUAUAACUGAAGCGUUGUGGUUCGACAGAGAUGUUUGAGCCAACAAAUCAUAUUCCAGAUGUAAGGGAACAUGCUUGUUUACAGACCCCAGAAAAAAUCACAUCAUCAUCAUUUUUAUAUCUUUCUUUUUCCAGUAUAAAGGAAAUACAAAAAUUACCAUUUCCACUAAAAUCGCGACUCAUAUCGCAAUCACAAUAUCUGUCACAAUAAUUGCAAUAUGAUUGUUUCUGCGUAUUGUGUAGCCUUACUUAUCCAGAACUGGAAAUUUCUAAAAUCAAAUUCUAUACUUUUCCAUACUGCGUAGGAGCCCUGACAAAUUUACUUUGAACAUUAUGUCCCUUUGUUAAAACUCAUGUCAGACAAAACAUCCUACACUCAGCUGUUCGUUCUUUCCUUUAUCCCGUUUUUUUUCCACCAAGUUUGUGUUUUUACUAAUUAAUCCAAUUGUCACAUUUUCAUGGGUCAGCUAAUCAGAGUCUCCGAGGACUUUGUGAAUGAAAGUCUCGGUUUAAUGUGAGAGCAGCUUGUGAAAAAUCAAGGCAGCAUCUCUGACUGUGACUCUUAAACGCCUCACUGUCUCACUAAUCUGUCGACUUAUAAAAAGACAUGUAACUGGCUUUCAGCUAAACCCCUAAUAAUAGUGUGGUUUAUAUGUUGCCAUACUGGCUGCCCAGUUUAGAUAUUUGAGAUAACCUGGUUUGACUGGAGGAAGACGAGGCCUACUGUUGUGGUUUUUAAUAAACAGGGAGAGGAGAAUCCCUCAUCUGUGCUGUAAAAUAGAUAAUUGUUUGGUGGGAACGUGUACUAGAGUCAGAGAUACGAUGGCACCUUCUAAGUGGACCACGGCUGAGAAUAUACCAAAAAUAAUCCUGCACACCUUUUUUCAGAUUUUUGCUGAGAUGCUUUAAAGAAUGAAGGACACAUUAAAGAAAGGAAUACCAGCUAAAGAGCGGAGUAACCCUCUUUUUGCUUGAGUGGCUGUUGGAGGAGAAAACCUGUUGGCAGCUCAGUGUUGGGUGGCUGCGUGUACGUGCAGGGCAGCAGAAAGAGCCCUGUGUGAUGCGUCACCCCACAUAGUUUAGUCUUUGUUCGGCACAAUUGAUCCAAGUGUAUCCUCUUUGUCUGAAAUUGGAGGGGCAGGGGGGACGGUCUCAGGCUGCACUAAAUAGGCCCUUGUAACCACUUUGUCAUGGAAGGUUUUUUUUCUGUCUCAAUCAAAGGAGAAACAUGGAUUGUAGCUGCUAUGGUCAUUAGAGACACAAUAUUGGUCUUUUCCCAUCUGUUGCAGAGUCAAGCUCUAAUUGUCUUAAAUGUAGAGAUCAAACCUAACCACAACGUGUUUUAUAUGAGCGGUAAAUAGAUUUGUAUUUGGUAUUGAGACAUUUUAGGCAUUUUGACUAUGUUAUGGAAGAAGAGGGAGAGAAAAUCCUUCAUCUUAAAGUGCAAUUCCAGACUCCUUUUUAUUUUUUAUAUAUAUUUUUUUAAAAAGGAGACAAAUUUCCCCCCAUAACUACCUAUUGUUUGGUUGUAAUAUUUCAUUUCAAUAUGUGAAAGCUGUGUUGAUAGCAGGUCAUACAUCCACACUGACUACAGCAGCAAGAACAACUUAGUAAUCCAAGUGUAUCCUUGGUUCAUUUUAAAACCCAUUGUUGUACUGCUCAGCGAGAGAAAAACGUUUUUCAUCUGCUGCUCGUCGUUUGUCCUCAUCUAGUUUUUUAAAUGUUGUUGGUUAGUGAUGUUUAGACUCCCAAUUGGACGAUGCCAGGACCUCACACCAUAGAGGAUUACCUUGCACAUUAAGAGCUUUUUUAGGAUGCUAAAUACUGUAAAUGUGAUUUUGGAGCAAGAGCAAGCCAAAGGUUAGAUAAUGGACAAAAAUGCACUAGAAGUUUGACAGUUUUAGUUUGUUUUUUUUAUUGUGAAAAUGUUCAGGAUGUUUUCCUGUUUUGUUUCUUACAUGUCUUAGUCAUAUCUGUCCUAGUGGUAUCAUUGUUUUCUUUCUUUUUGAUUUUGUCUGGAUCAUUGAUGUCCAUAUGCUGAAAAAAAGAAUGAAGAUCUACUGAAAAUAAAUAUAGUUUGAUAGAAUCUGUUCUUCUUUCUCACUGCGGUGCUUUCAUGUUGACCUGUGCACUCAUUCCCACACUGUAUUUUUUUUACCCCAGUAAGUCUAAAGAGCAGUCCGAGAUUACUACAGCAUAAUCGUUAUCAUCUGACAUACAUGGGCAGAGACGUUUUUCUUUCUUUUCCUCUAACACUUGUGCCCCGUCUCUUUCUGUGUCAUAUAAAAGCUCUUUCUUGCUCUCUUUUUUUUUUUUUUUUACCCCUCCCAAUCCUCUCUGCUGUUCCAUGGUUUGGUGGCAACGUGCCAGCCUGUUAGGAAGAUGAGACUCCAAUCAAUCAGGGCUUCCCAGGGGGGCCUCUGACCGCAGGGCCCGACUCCCUAAUUGCCCCCAGGCAGGCAGGCAGGCCGGCAGGCUCAGCCGCUGCAACACAUGUUCACAGAGGGACCGGUGCCGCCGUGCUAGCUGGCCUCCUCAGCGUGUGAAUCACUUUCUUGGACAGAUGGAUGGACCUCACUAUAAGGGCCAUAUGGAUAGGCCGGUGGAUGUUACAGGGAAAUGUUCUUUUCUCUAUAUGUCCUGACGUGUCUUGUUGGUUAAACUUGCUCAUGAAUUGCUAUUACAUAAAGUCACAGAGCUGAGCAAGUGAAUUUCCCAAAAUAAAAAGUAUUUGUUGAACUUUAAUAAACCCAGAAGAUCAUUUAAUACCACUAACAGCUGUUCUGAAGGCAUCUCAAGCAUCCUCAAAGACUUUUUA
This is a messenger RNA of Epinephelus moara (kelp grouper), 5814 nucleotides long. It is a transcript of the gene rx1, whose product is annotated as retinal homeobox gene 1. The coding region runs from base 329 to 1375 and encodes 348 amino acids. The transcript is spliced from 4 exons. Gene Ontology annotation, molecular function: RNA polymerase II cis-regulatory region sequence-specific DNA binding; DNA-binding transcription factor activity, RNA polymerase II-specific. The record is from RefSeq and is a predicted model, not a curated record. Lineage: Eukaryota; Metazoa; Chordata; Actinopteri; Perciformes; Serranidae. Gene Ontology annotation, biological process: positive regulation of transcription by RNA polymerase II.